Molecule: messenger RNA, 2046 nt
Organism: Neomonachus schauinslandi (Hawaiian monk seal)
Lineage: Eukaryota; Metazoa; Chordata; Mammalia; Carnivora; Phocidae
Product: 2'-5'-oligoadenylate synthase-like protein
Exons: 6
Coding region: 8-1555 (515 amino acids)
Biological process (GO): defense response to virus; negative regulation of viral genome replication; regulation of ribonuclease activity
Cellular component (GO): membrane; nucleoplasm; cytosol
Molecular function (GO): protein binding; nucleotidyltransferase activity; double-stranded RNA binding
Source: RefSeq, a predicted model, not a curated record
CUCAGAGAUGGCUCUGACCAUGGAGCUGUAUGGCACCCCUGCCUCCAGGCUGGACUCCUUCGUGGCUCAGUGGCUGCAGCCCCACCGGGAGCAGAAAGAAGAGGUUCUGGAGGCUGUGUGGACCGUGCAAAAAUUCCUGAGGGAAGAGCACUUUGAGGGGGAUUGUGGACUGGACCAGAAGGUGCGGGUGCUCAAGGUGCUCAAGGUAGGCUCCUUCGGGAACGGCACAGCGCUCAGGAAUAGCUUGGAGGUGGACCUGGUGGUGUUCCUGAGCUGUUUCCACAGCUUCCAGCAAGAGGCCAAGCACCACCGAGCCAUUCUGAAUCUGAUGCGGAAAAAGCUAUGGUAUUGCCAGGAUCUGCUGGCCCUUGGGCUCGAGGAUGUGGAAAUCGUCCAAGGAGUCCCUGAUGCUCUCGUCUUCACCAUCCAGACCAGGGGGACUGCAGAGCCCAUCACUGUCACCAUUGUGCCUGCCUACAGGGCCCUGGAGCCUUCUGUUUCCAACUCUCAGCCACAGCCUGAGGUCUAUGUGAAUCUGAUUGAGGCCCACGGUUACCCUGGAAAUUUCUCCCCAUCCUUCAGCGAGCUGCAGAGAAACUUCGUGAAACAUCGGCCAACCAAGCUGAAGAGCCUCCUCCGCCUCGUAAAGCACUGGUACCUGCAGUACGUGAAAGCCAAGUGCCCCAGGGCUGAGCUACCCCCUAACUAUGCCCUCGAGCUGCUGACCAUCUACGCCUGGGAGAUGGGUACUCAGGAAAAUGAGAAUUUCAGGCUGGACAAAGGCUUCACCACUGUGAUGGAACUACUCCAGGAGUAUAAGUUCCUCUGCAUCUACUGGACCAAGUACUACACAUUCCAGAACCCAGUCAUCAAGGAUUUUGUCAGAAAACAGCUCAAAAGAGACAGGCCCAUCAUCCUGGAUCCAGCUGACCCCACCCACAAUGUGGCCGAAGGGUACAGAUGGGACAUAGUCGCUCAGAGGGCCUGCCACUGCCUGAAACAUGACUGUUGCUAUGACAACAAGGAGAACCCGGUCCCCAGCUGGACCGUGAAGACGGCACGGGACAUCCAAGUGACAGUAGAACAGUGGGGUUACUCAGACUUGAUCUUUAGGGUGAACCCUUACGAGCCCAUAAAGAAGGUUCAAGAGAAGAUCUGGCAGACCUGGGACUCCUUGGGCCUGCAGCAUCUGUCCCUCCAGGAGCCUGGUGGCAAGCGACAGCUCCUCAGUAGCCAGUGCUGCUUGGCCGAUUACAGCAUCUUCUCCAACAUUCGCCUCUAUCUGGUGGAGACCACCUCCUUCGAAAUCCAGGUCUUUGUGAAGAAUCACGAUGGGGGGAGCCACGCCUAUGCCAUUGACCCCAAAAGCUUCAUCCUGGGCCUGAAGCAGCAGAUUGAAGACAAGCAGGGGCUGCCCAGAAAGCAGCAGCAGCUAGAGUUCCAAGGUCAAGUCCUGCAGGAUUGGUUGUCUUUGUGCAGCUACGGGAUCCAGGACAGUGACACCCUUAUCCUCUCCAGGAAGAAAGCUGAAAGGUUUCCAUUUUCACCCAGCUAAUCUGGGACUCGGCAUAUCAACCACUUCUUCCAGCUCUCCCCUGGGGAGGUGCCAUGUCCUCACCAGCUUUGUACACAGUUAGCCUAGCCCUGCCAGUGGAAGAAUGAGGAGGGAUGUGAGACACUUGGUAUACAAAGGACAAUGGCCAGACCACAUAGGACGACAGGAUUCUGACACACAACCUCUGCAGCCCCCAGCCCGGGAAGCCAAACCACCACCUCUGCAGCAGUCAACCCCGAAUCGUCAGGACUUGGUCACUGUCAGCUUCCCUAAUUCCACCUCACUUCCAACUUAGAACCAACCAGAAAAAGCCAAAUAAGCCCCCUAACCAAUCACAGUGAGGACGGCCUGCUUCUAGUUAGCUACCUACUGCUUCCCCAUGCCGACAGCUUCAAUCAGGACGUACCCGAAGCCUUCUCUUUUUUCCACUAUAAAGCUUUUGCUAUCUUGGAGUCUCUGUCAGUCUGCAGGAGACAGUGGCUGACUCCCUU